AUGGGCGAUAAGCACGCGAUAUCUCAAUUAAAUCCGUUUCUAAAACGGUCGGCAAUUACCACCGAUAUUAGAAUGAUACCGAAAAAUAAAAUGUUAAAUACAAACACGUCCACCAAUCUACCUCGACCUAAUUCAAAUUCUCCAAAAAUUACUCAAAAUAAAAAUAACCAAUCUACAUCUUCAAAUGGUUCACCUCCAACCCAACCACCAGAAAACCACACACAAAAAUCGUUCGCUGAAACCAUUGCAAACUUCUCCUUCCCGAAAAAAGACCAAGCAAUUAUCUUUAACACAAUAGACGGAAUUCCACAAAUUGAGUACAUUAAAGCAUUAAGUAUACUAACGAGCCCGUCGAAUAUUAAAUUCACGUCUAGAGUAUCGAACAACCGCUUUUGUGUGUACUUCUCUAGUAAAAACAUAGCAGGUGAUAUAAUUAAUCAAUAUCCCUAAAUCAAUGUGAAUAAUCACAAUAUUGUCAUACGCAAACUUGUAAACCCAUCAAAACGGAUUAUUAUCUUAAAUGUUUCUCCCAUUAUUCCGCAUUCUCUUAUCACCGACGCACUCAACAAACAAACUAGAUAUUAACACCAUAUUUCCGAUCACGUUCCUCAAAGCUGGGUUCGCAACUGAUGACCUGUCACAUAUCAUCAGUUUUAGAAGACAAACCAUUAUUAAAAACAAGGACAUAAAUAAAUUACCUGGAUCACUUAUAAUUCAUUUCGAUGACACAAACUUCAGAAUUUUUCUUACUGAUGAUACAUUGACAUGCUAUCUCUGCAGACAUACGGGCCACACAUCAGCUCAUUGUAAUAAUUUACCUCAUACAAAACUAGUCAACACAAACGAACAAAAUGAUAACCUAGAGCCGCAACCAAACACCUCAAAGGACCUUCUAAUAAUGUCAAACGAUACACCCAAUGAAAUUACACCCCCCUCUUGCGCUCAGUCGAAGGAAUCCAUCACCAUAGAACCUGAGCAAAAUGAAGAAAUCAGUGAUUCUACACAUACAAAAGUAUUACAUACCCUAUUUUUUCUCCGUGUUGCUGUGAUUUUUCCUAUUAUUUAUUACUAUUGUUAUUAUUAUUAUUAUUUUUAUUGUUUCAAAUACACAGCAACCAUAGUUACCCUAUUUAUUAUUAUUUAUUUGUCUUAGUUACCCCUUUUCAAUUACCAUUAUUAAUAAUUUUAAGUUCCCACACAAACACACACAACACAUAAACACAUUCGCACAUCGUCACACACUAGCCUCGCAAGGUUUGCUCGGCGAACUUGUCCACUCCCUGUUGAGUGCUACACACACCUUCACAAAGCUGGUCGGUCGAUAUAUGGCUUUUUAGGUACCGAGCACGCGACCUAUUAUUGUUCGCUCCCGGCUCCAACAAUCAUCGACUGCCCCAAAUACUCCUCAGCACGCCACCUGUUCGAUAACCCAUCAUCGAUAGAAGAAAGUUUCAAUCAAAGUAACACUCCCAAUAUUUUAAAAUUCUUCAAACACAUAGAUUUAGAAAAAAACUUGUAAAUUUUAUACCUUUUUGUAAUACCAGCUUUAUCAUUGUAUAAAUUAUGUCACAAUAUGUAACUCUCCCCCUCCUUAGGCUAAUAAUCGCUGUAAUUGAAGCCUUAUUUUGAAUAAAAAAAAAAAAAAAAAUUAAUAAGAGUACUUACCACACAACCAAACAACCCAUGAAAGUUACUGCUACUAAACCUUUCGAGAAAAUCUUUCUCGACAUUGGUGGACCACAUAAAAACUUCGACUGAAGGAAAUUCAUACAUUCUCACAAUGCACGAUGAUUUUAAAAUAUUCUGCAGCAGUUCCAUUAGUAAAUCAUUCAGCUAACUCAAUAGCGAAAGCAUUUGUUGAAAAUUUUGUCUGUAAUACAUGUUAUACCGGAGUCAAUAAUCUCGGACUAAGGACAAGAUAUUUUAAGCAAAAUAUUCACAGCAUGCUGUAAACUUCUUCAAAUUGACAAAAUUAAAAUGACAGCGUACCAUCCGCAGUCCAACGGAGCCUUAGAGAGGUCCCAUAGAUUUUUAGCAGAGUAUCUGAGGCACUUUGUUAAGGAGAAGAAAAAGGAUUGGGAUCAUUAUGUUUCUGAUGCAAUGUUUGUAUACAACAGCACGGUUCACACGCCGACAGGAUUCUAGCCCCAUGAGUUAGUAUAUGGAUAUCCAGUAGAAGUACCUCAUUCAUUACAGAGAUCUACACAGCCAUGUUAUAAUUACGAGGAUUACAAUUUUGAAAUCAGAAAACGAUUUUAAGAAUCACACAGAAAAGCGCGUGAUAAACUAAUUGAAAAGAAACAGAAAUCAAAUCUAGCGUACGAUAAAAAACAACUUGAAAUUAUCAUUUAUGUAGGGGAUAGAGUUCUUGUGAAAGAUAAUAAACAAAAAGGAAAGCUGCAAUCCGAAUGAAUGGGUCCCUAUUCAGUUACAACUAUUCAUAAUAAAGAAACCGUAUCUAUACAACGUGAACUUAAAGAAGUAGUUAUACACACGAAUGAAUUGAAAAUGUUUAACUCAUAACUUAAGAAAUAAUUAAAAUAUGAGAAGACUCAUAAUUUCACUACAUAAUUUGAAUUGUCUUAAAUAAUAUUUAAAUUAAUUGUUUCAGAUCACUUUGUACAAUUGGAUGAUUUUUAAGGGCAGAUCCUUUAUAUAAUAUUUCACAAACGAAAGAAUCAUCGAGAAUUUAUUUCAUUGUUCUAUGUGCUACAACAUGAAACAUUUUAAAAUUUGUAAAAAUCUUGUAACCCUAAGGGUUACAACAUCACAUGAUUGCGAAAUCAAUUUAAUAACCAAUACAAAAUUAUCCAACAUUAAUAGCGUUUGUGAGCUUAAAUACACGUCAAUUGAACAUGGCAUUUUUCAAAAAUAAAUGGUUGUAUACUGUAAUUCAACAAAAUUUAAUUAUUACUUGUUAAAAUCGUAAUUAAAUUAUUAUAUCGUUCAAUGAACGGUGCAAAGAAGCCAUAGAAAGUCGCACAGAAACAAUAUUAAAAAUGAUACGAGACGUAACUUCUGAAAAUAAAAAAGGAUUUGUUAAAAACAUAAAAGGUGCAAGCAAAAUAUUAAGGCAGGAAAAAAGAGCAGCCGAAAAAAGUCUUAUUUCAAAAAUAAAAGAACAUAGGCUCAAUCAUAGGUUGUUCUUCAAAAUAUGCAGAUCGAUAAAGAAAGGUUUUAAGGCUCAAACUCGUACGGUCAAAGACCACGAUGGAAACCUGAUAACGGAUGAGUAGGUCUCAUCCAGAAGUUUUAAGCAUAUUUUAAAAACAUUCUAAAUGUCGAACAAAAGAUAAGGGAGGAAAGUGUAAGUAUUAUAUAUCGUAAUGGCACAUGCUCUCCUAGAAAAAACUAACCGUGAGAAGGUAGAUGAUAUAAUCGCGACAUUAAAAAACAACAAAGCCCCGGAAUAUCAACUCUGAACUAUUAAAGUUCGGUACUCAACAACUUAUGACCAAAAUUCACGAGCUAUUUAAAGAAAUAUGGGAUGCUAAUCGAAUACCUGGAGAUUGGAAAACAGCCGAAAUCUGUCGCAGGUACAAAAAAGGCGACCCUUUGGAUACAAGCAAUUACCGGUGAAUUGCGCUUCUAGACAUAUGCUACACAAUCCUAUCCCUGGCAUAUUACGCUGGUUGGAGGUAUACUCUAGAGACUUAAUAGGAGACUAUCAAAGUUGUUAUUUGAGAGGGAAGUCCACCUCUAACCAUAUUUUCAUAAUCAGACAAGUGAUGGAAAAGGAUAUCCACAUGUGUUUUAUUGACCUCAGGCAGGGUUACGAUAGCAUAGUUCGAAAUGAACUGUGGGCGGCCAUAGAAGAAUUUUGAAUCCCCAAGAAACUUAUCGAUCUCAUAUAAGCUUGCAACACGCAUACAGUGUGCAAAGUGAAAUGAAACUGAGUGGACAGACCAGGUAUAGAGUUCAAAUAGAAUUCUAAAGAAAGCAUUGCAAGGAUAAGUCAAUGGAAAAAGACCUAGGGGCCGCCAUAGACAGGGUUAGCGAAGAUUUAAAGCAAUUAUAAACAACGGGUAACUUGGGCACGGCAGUAGCAUAUAUAAAUCGCCCAAAACAUCGUCUGAUCAAACAAAUCCACCAAGAUUAAAUCCGAACAAUUUUUCAACAUAUCUGUACAUUGUUCUUUGGACUUGUACUAUUAUUUUUUGUAUUUUAGUGAAUUUUGUUGUUUUUAAUUAAUUGGACUUGGUGUAUUUUUAAAGAUUUAUUGUAAAUGAAAUUGUGUUUUAUAUUGGAAAUAUUAAUUUGAAGUUUUAACACGAGUUUGAGUUAAAUUAUUUUGACAAUUUUCUCAGUCACUAUUCUUACGUUGGGUCUGUUACAAAAUGCUUUGAAAAAAGUAACGGUCAAGAAAUUCACACCUCAAGAGGCACUGACAUUGUUUGUUGAAGACGAUUUAACCAGAAAACAAUGGGAACUUAUUCAAAGUAGAAACAAAAAUAUCUAUCUCUCUUACUCAAUGAUACAACAAGCUAAAAAUAAUGUUGCCUUGAUUAUGAAUCGAUACAAGUAACCGAAACUACAGCUGAAAUUCUACUUCAAGCAAUACUUGACCAUACCGCAUUAUUCCUAUACAAAUAUGUCUUAAAUUGUAAAAAAGUGUUCAAAAAAGUACAGAUUGGGUCACAAUAGGCAUAAUUUAAACAAGUUUCAAAAUAAUGCUGAAAGUAAUGCAAAUAUUUUUCAAAGCUCUUUAGUUCCACUGAGAAUGAUUUUUAUCAUUGACAGGGAACAGAAAAAAAUUAUAUGGUAAAACCCAGUCCCCUCUUCUCCAAAGUUUUGCAGGCCCAUACGAAUACGUUUCAUUAUUGAAUCUAAAGAUAUAACAAUUGAUGAAGUAAAAUACGUAAACAAUCAAAUAAUGAAUCUUAGGGAAACAAGGAUGCACAAUGAAAUUGGAAAAAUAAAGCAUACCAUGUUGUUUACAAUGAUAUAUGGUAAAUUGUGCAACGCUGCAACUGAAACAACAUCUACUAUGAGGUGCUGUAUUUGGGGAAAACAUCAAAAUAUUUUAAUAAAUUUAUUAAAAAUGAGCAAAUCGAUACAGAAACACUCUCAUUUGGACUCUCGAUUCUUCAUGCAAGGAUUCGUUUCUUUCAAUUGUCUCUUCAUUUAGCUUAUAAAAUACCUUUACAAAAGUGUCAAGCUCGAUCAAAUGAGGAAAAAAAAUUGUCCGAGAAACAAAGGAGAAAAUACAAAGAUCCUUCAAAGAAGAAUUAGGGCUUCUAUACUCCGCGCCACGAGAGAAUGCAUACGGCGGCCGACCAAAACACGUAUUUUUCGCGCAUCCCCACCACUUUACCAGCAUAAUCGUCAGAGCGCUUCGGAGCUCGCCAAUGGCAUCGGCAGGUGU
Cinara cedri is the source of this 5365-nucleotide messenger RNA. Lineage: Eukaryota; Metazoa; Arthropoda; Insecta; Hemiptera; Aphididae. The record is from the annotation of a GenBank genome assembly.